CCUCUCCGGCAGCUGUUGCUUGCCCUCGCAUUGUUUUCUACCGUGCGUGUCAGACGUUGGCUGCAGGCUGCCAGGAAACCGCAGCCAGAGCCCUCGUCUCCCCUCUGAUUGCUUCGGUUCUAUGCAAGUUCAAACGGAUGUAGCUCUACUCGAUAUAGCUCCACGGUUCUGUGUGCUCAGUUUCCACAAGCUGUCUACAUCACCUUUCAGGCGAAUCAGUACUUUUGAAGCGUGUUUGCUUCGGUGCAGUUCCAAUUCAGUGCCGUGAAGAUCUCAUAUAUUGCGUUGGAAAAUCGUUUUGCAAAGUAUACCGACGUACGAUGCUAACGCCGUGUGUUUUGUGCCUUCACAUUGCGGUCCCGCAUGGCAGUGACAUGCUGUGGACAAGGGACAUAUAAAAUGGCAGCACUUGUGACAGGACUCGUUCAUGGAAGCGAUUCCAACUGCGCUGGUACCCAACAAGUUGUCUAGAGUGUCUUAUUGUUUCAUCGUGUGAGGUGAUGUUGGAGCGGUGGCGUCGGUGUUGCAGUGAGGAGGUGUUGCCUUGCGGCGGCGUUGUUCACGUUUGUUGAGGAAUAUCGUUGGAAAUAGUUUGUAUUACCAUGUCGACGUGGCACAAACGACAGUUUGGACGCCUGGUGUCAUUGGUGGAGACUGGAAAGACUUUGCCGUCGAGGCAGACGAGUAUGCUCUCUGCCUGGGUGGCUGACAUCGUCAGGGAAGGCGGCGGCGCUGUCCUAGGGGACCUAUCCACAUCUUCUCUCACCCGCAAGUCAAAGACCCCGAGCGUGUCAACAGUCCGUGGCGAGGAUGACAUCUACGAACUUCUGUCUGGCUGUGAUGAGGUUGGAGAUCUCAGCAGUCUAAGCACAGUUCAAUCUGCACCGUACGGAUUAAGCGAGCUGGGCGAUGGAUCUCCCACGGAAGACAAAAGGGACGUCUACAGCCGCAUCUUUACCAAAAGGAAUCGGAACUGGGACAAGGGCUCGCUCAGCGGUAAAUCCAAGGCUGUGAGGAUUGUCAAGGGCAGAAGCCAGGAGCUCCAGCCGGCUCACCGUAGCAAGAGCUUGACGCAGAUCGACUGCAUAGAUUCUGGCGGCUCUAUGGUUCGGAAGGAAGAGCAGGAAGCAAGCGGAGGGAGCAGCCCUUCGGAUGCAGGAGCGGGACCUCCACCCCUGCUGCACGCAGGGGCAACGGGGGGCAGUGGACCUCUAUUGCCACCUCCUCCUUCGCCAGACCGCCUGUCUGUGCCUGACGAGUCCAGUUCUGCGGUAUCGCAAAGAAGGCUACUCAGGACCACCAACAGGGUACCGAGCCAAGAAUACGUGAGCAUCACCUUAGAAGAUGAUUAUGGGGAUCAACAGUUCGAAGCCAUUCCUGCCAUUAAAGGAGUCAUUUUAAGGGAUGCCUUGCAAGGAGUGUUGGAAAGGAGAGGCCUGGACGUGGGGUGUGUCCACGUCUACGUGGAUGGCUCCAAGAAAACCGCCAACCUCAGCUACGACACGCACAAGUACGCGGGGACCCACAUCCGGGUUAAAGCCAAAGAAGGGACGGAGCUUGCCAGUUCUGUCACACGUGCCAACAGCACAAGUAGUUUGACAGGAGGUUCUUGGAAAACUCCAGCUUCUCGCACGAAUAGCAAUGCUGGACCCAAAGAGGACAAGAAGGAGCGUAAAGUCUCAGGAAGUCAAAGAGGACGUCGUGGUGCCAUGUCAACGGAAGACUUAGUUAGCGACACAAGCAUACUCACGAGUGCUAGUCAAGAAGGAACUUGGAAAGCUGCCAAAUCCAGACCUACCCUCGGGAAGCGUACUGGGAUACUGUUGAAUGCUGCGAGAAUGGAGAAAGUGUCUCAAGACAAGGAAGACAUGCGACUGCUUACUGAACUCCUCAACAGCUACGACCAAAAUGGAAUCCCCAAUUUACAAGGACUUCUCACAUUUGGUACUUCCUCAAAUGAGGAGAAGUUUAAGCUUGAGGAUAACUGGAGGGUGAUUGCAGAGAAUGCUGAUUCUUAUCCCAAGAGGGUCCGCAAUCAGCAGGACGCCAUAUGGGAGCUGAUAUCUACAGAAGUUUCAUACAUUCGCACACUAAAAGUUAUCACAGAGCUGUUCCUAUCGUGUUUAUGCAACCUGCAAACUGAAGGAAUUCUGCAAGAUAUUGAUACCGAGCAGAUGUUCAGCAAUAUCACGGAAGUAUACCACGUGAACCAUAAUUUCUGGGACACUUGCCUGAUGCCUACACUUGCCAGUGCGCGUCAUCAUCGGGGGCUUCUGGAUCCCAUCCUUCUCAGAGAUGGCUUCUUACAGUUUGAAAGCUCUUUUCAGCCGUACAUGAAGUACUGCCUAGAACAGUCCACCUGCUUACAGUACGUGAAAGAAAAACGCAUAGAAAGUGAUCUUUUCAAGACCUACGUGGCAUGGUGUGAAGCAAGGAAAGACUGCGAACGGCUUCGCUUCACUGAUCUCCUGGUGAAGCCUAUGCAAAGGCUGACCAAGUAUUCAUUGUUGCUGAAGGCUAUUCACAAGAAGACAGAUGAUGAGGAUGCGAAGCAUGCGCUGAUUGAGAUGAACGACUGUGUUGGCAACUUUGUCUGUGCUGUGGAUGGGAAACUCAGGCAGAGGCACGAACUGGAAAGACUGAAGUCCAUCAUAAGCCGAAUCGAAAGCUACGACCCAUUCGACAUCAGCAAUGAUGAAGUGGAAAAGGCAUUAAAAGGACAUUGUGAUCUGGAUCUUACCUGUCCAAUGCCGGGGUGUGGCAACCAGCAGAGCAGGCAACUUCUGUUUGAGACAUCUGGCAUCAAAAUGAAAGAUGCAGGAAGCUCUAGCAAGGUGGACGUGCACUGCUUCUUGUUCACGGACAUGUUGCUCAUCUGCAAAUCACUGAGUAAGAAAGGGGACAGAGUGAAGGUGAUCCGGCAACCUUUCAUGGUGGAACGCCUCGUGAUCCAUGAGCUCCGGGAUGGCAGUGGUCUGAUCGUCGUCUACCUCAAUGACUUUGGUGUAGUCUCCUCCUACUUCCUCCUUUACACAAAUGAUACCAGAAAUUUUGUGGACCAAAUCAAGAGAGCACAGGAGCAGUACCGAGAAGCUCGUGCCGCAGCAGCCAAUGAGAAACCUCAGUUUGGCUACCUGCGAGACUUAGAAGACGAGGAAGACUACGACAUCCCUCGAAGUGCUCUGCUGGCAGCAGCACGCUCUCCCAGGAGCUCUAGCCAUUCAAGUCUGGUGCACUCACAUAGUGGGUCCAUUGACAUGAGUGACCCUGCCUCCACUGCCUCAGUUGCUGCCAUUCCUCCCGUUCCCUGCCCAACUCCAUUGUUUGGCUCCUCCAUGACGAGUUCAAACCAGGGCCGUGCCACGAGUUUUGAGCUGGGAGAGCUUCGCAACCCCAGCAUGACCUGCGACGACCUGGAUGAACACGGGCGCUCACGCAGCAUGGAGACCCGCGCGUCUGGUCCCGUGUGUGUUACGGUCACCUCUCCGAGGCCCGAAAGGCGGGCCUUCCUCCUUCGUGGGUCGGGCAACAACCACGCCCCAAACACCCUCACGGUGAAUGUGCCAUUCACCCAUCAAGAGUCAGAGGAAUCGAGGGAACCCCGCAGCUAUCCAACCUCUCCUACGAUACAGGUCCCCGUUUUAUCGCCGCAGUCCAAGAGCCUCUCUCCAACGUCCUCCUGUGGCUUCCACUCUCCCAAGCUGUGCUACACUGGGCGCAUCUCCCCUACCAGCUGCACAGGCAAGCCACCUCUCCUAAAGACGAAGAACGUGUCAGGGCUGGCAACGCACAGCGCACCUCCCAGCGAAGGCCCCAGCCCUGUGCACAGUUUAGAGGGUGUUGAGGGCCCACUGGAUGACACUGCCCUUCCAGACUCUGGAGAUGACAGCGAAAGGAAACGGCCUUCGCGCCGCGCCGGGCGCCCGGACCGGCGCCACCACACGGCCGAUUCGUUCGAGCACCUGAAGAACCAGCGGGACCCAUCCAUUCAUAAGCGCCUCUCGUGGAACUGUGGUCAGCAGCACGACCCCAGCAGGCCGCCCUCACUGUUGCCUUCGGAAGUGCUGCUGAAAAACAAGCACGUGUCCAAGUGUCUAAGCAGCGAGUCCAUGUACAGCUCGAGUGGUGUGAGCAGUACGGGAUCCUUACUGUUUAGUAGCACGGGGAGUGGCGAGGGCGACGCGUGUGACUGCUGUGAUAUUGCUCGUGAGGAAGACCAUCCUCCCGUGACUAAUGGGGGUGAGGAAGAGGGAACAGGUGACCUGCAGAGAAGUCAGCCGGGUUCGAGCAUCAAGAUCGACGUGAGUGAAGUGAAGGACGGCAUCUCGUCGGUGCAGAUUGUGGCUGGGGAUGGGCCGCUGUCGGGCGGCAAGCCCGGGAAGCCCUCUCGUUCGGACCUGCAGAAAAUGAAGGAAUUCCUGCUGAAUAGCUGUUCCGUCGAAGCAUCUGAAGUUUGACAAUGUCUUUAAUGAAGAAGCACUCAUUGAGCAAGCACUGCAUAGGACGGUGGUCCUUGCAAUAGAAUGGAGAGAGCAGCCAGCUAGGAAUAUCCAGCAGCUCAAGCGUGUCGUCUGGCCAAGCCAUAGAACAGAUCGGCACACACUGCACGGAACAACUGUGCCUUCUUCCUUGGAAUGGCUGCUGGCACAAGCCACACACACAACUGCCUCCAUCUUGGACAUAGUUCAGACAUAUCUUCGGUGUCCGACUUGUCUCUCCUGCUGUUAGAAUUGCCUUCCUCGCAGCAAAUGACCACGGCCUCAUUCAUAAACGCUGUACUCACAGUUCACAUCUGUGAAAACACUUUGUACACAUAGUACCAACACGUUUUCAUCACCGACAUCAGAUGCGAGUGUUUAAUCUCUGUAACCAUUCAUUUGCUGCUGGGCUGCAAACGCGGCUGGCUAUUUAGUUGGAAGCCAUUUUUCUUUAGUCAGUGUCCGCUCCUUGUUUCAGAUACAAGAUCUCUAGUUAUCUUAGCCAAGACUCGAUUGUUGUAUUAUUUUAGUGUACAUAACUAAAGGUGUAGACGUAGGUAGAACUUCUGUACAUUGAUUUUAGAAUUAGUAUAUGUUACUCUCAAAUGUUUCAUUCUCGUCCCGAUUCUUUUAGACAUGCAGGAAACAACACCACAAUAGCAAGACUACGUGACCAGUUAUCUUUUUGUUGUACAGAACUCCCCAUGUCAUCUAUGAAUGAGCAUUGCUGAGUGUCUUAGACACCCAUAAAUUUUUUUCCAGUGAAAUUUCACAUUCUGCAAACAAUCAGUCAGCUAUGUCUGUCUGUGGAGACUGUGACAGUUACGUUUCUUUAAGCUCUAUUUCCAUUUUUCUGACAGUGAUAAAACACAGUCUCAGAACAUGGUCAAAACCGGAAACGACGAAAAUUUUGAGGUAGAGCAAAAAACAUUUUUAAUGAUUUUGGUGACCCGUUUGUGGUGUUUCCUGCCAUUGGCAAUGGUUGAUCUGCUCAGAUGUGUCGAGUCACACAUGAGCAUGCAUCGCACUUCACUCUUCUAUGCAUGAGACUCACGCAAGUGUUACGGUGCAGAAGUAUAUCAUCACGAGAGACAUGUAUAACCAAAAUGUGCGUGCACUGUGAUGACGUAUAAAUCAUGUCAGCUCUGUUUCUGCUGAUUUUCAUUCAUUAUCGGUGCUGCUACCUGUCCUCUAAGUCACCGUGGCUGUCUUGAGUGCCAAAAUUCAUUUUUUUUACUCAUACUUGGUACCUUUCGUGUCAUAUACGUUUGCUCCUAAACUGUAAGUUGCUCGUUUGUAAAUUUACUUCAGCUCCAGCUUUUCAGUUCUAGCAUACAGUGUGCUUUUGGAAAUAAUUGAAACCCGUGGCGAAAUUGCGAUGUCGGAAGUGCUGUGCAUAUAAAAAUGAGGUUUCUUUGCGCACUCACCUUCGGAACUGUGAUACACCAAUAAAUUACUCCCAAAUGCA
Ornithodoros turicata is the source of this 5946-nucleotide messenger RNA. RefSeq names its product pleckstrin homology domain-containing family G member 5-like. Gene Ontology annotation, molecular function: guanyl-nucleotide exchange factor activity. Gene Ontology annotation, cellular component: plasma membrane; axon; endocytic vesicle. Lineage: Eukaryota; Metazoa; Arthropoda; Arachnida; Ixodida; Argasidae. The record is from RefSeq and is a predicted model, not a curated record. The coding region runs from base 603 to 4457 and encodes 1284 amino acids. The transcript is spliced from 21 exons. Gene Ontology annotation, biological process: Rho protein signal transduction; endothelial cell migration.